Dothidotthia symphoricarpi CBS 119687 is the source of this 2975-nucleotide messenger RNA. RefSeq lists its product as uncharacterized. Bases 103 to 2754 code for a protein of 883 amino acids. The transcript is spliced from 4 exons. Lineage: Eukaryota; Fungi; Ascomycota; Dothideomycetes; Pleosporales; Dothidotthiaceae. The record is from RefSeq and is a predicted model, not a curated record.
GUCACUUUUUGCACGUUCAAAUAGACAGAGCUCUUAAUAUUUAUGUGCUGAAGUGCGCUCUUGGACCGCCGCGACAAGUAGCCUGCUUUCUCGAUUGGCAAGAUGUUUCUCCAUCAGCCCAAUAUUUUAACGUCUUUAUGGAGUUUGUUCCUAGCCGGCGCUCUCUCAGGUCCAACCCAACUCGACCGCCCCAAAAGCGUUCGUGCACGCCAGCAGGAUCUCGCGGCGUCGCAGUCAACCGCUUGCGGAGCCAUCAUCGACGAUCUCAAUGACGGUUAUGCCUACCACUGGGCAAGCGACGCAUAUGCUUGCUUGACCAGCGUUCCAUUCAACGACGCGGUCGCCACUCGGUUCAUCAAGUACCUCAACGAGACUCUUCAGUUCCAGAGUACUCUCGCGUACCUCAAGAAUCCACCCACCGGCUACCAGCAGCCCGCAGUAGAUGUACUGUCUGAACUGAGCAAGAUCCAGACCGACGUCACGAGCAGAGUGUACCGGAAUCAAUAUCAGUUCGAGAUCGAUGUGCAACAUUUACUGUACAGGGCUCACGACGCCCAUCUCUAUCUGAGUGGUGGCAUUACCUCGGCUUUCUCUUUCCUCGCACCGUACUCGAUCACUGCUGCUUCGUCGGAUGGCUUAAGCCUGCCAAAAGUCUACCUCACCAGCGAUGUCAUCGAGAGUCGAGAUCAAGGCUGGACACCGUCGCCUAUCAAGACGAUCAACAACGAGGACGUGGUGGAGUAUUUGACACGCCUUGCGAGUCUCAACGCAGUGGGUGGCAUUGAGCCUCACGCCGAUUGGAAUCAGCUGUUCUAUACACCAACAUUGGCCACGCUAGGUGCCGGCAGUAUCUGGGAUAGUUCUGUCAAUUUCUACCCAGGAGAUGAGAUUGCACUUACCAUGGAAAACGGCACAGACUAUCUCGACUAUUGGCUUGCGCUGUGGAAUGAACCUUAUGCGACAGGACCCUUGACCACCGGAGGUGACUUUUACAACUACUUCGUCCUAGGCUUACUGCCUGCCUCCUAUAACAGAAGUGAUGGCUUCUUCAAUCCUGCGUAUGCUCCAAGGAAGUCGUCUCCUCCAGCGGCUACAUCCCGUCCGCAGAAUUCCUGGCGCGGCGUAACCAACGAAUCAUACCCUGAUCCUGAUGUUUGGCAAGAGGGUCUUGAUGUCCUUGCUGACGGUAUCGUCUCAGGGUACUUCCUCCCAGAUGUAGACGCAGCUGUACUAAGCAUCCCUUCUUUUGGCCAAAGUGGAUAUGCCAUCGGCAACUUUAGUCAAGCAAUUACGGACUUUAUCUUCAACGUAACUGAUGCCAACUUGACCAGGGUGGUAAUUGACUUGCAGCAGAAUACGGGAGGCGCCGUGGAGCUAGCUUUUAGUACAUUCAAGAGGUUCUUUCCAGAUCUCGAGCCAUUUGCAGGAAGCCGACGUCGACACCAUCAACUUGGCAACACAAUUGGAGAGGCUUAUACCGCGUAUUUUAAUGGACUCACACCUGAAGACGCUGAGUACAACGACACUCUGGCAGACGAAUGGGUGAUAACACCAAGGCUGAACGCUGCCUUGGACGACAACUUCACUAGUUGGUCUGAGUAUUCUGGGCCUGUGCAGGCCAAUGGCGAUUCAUUCUCUUUGACGGAACGUUACAAUCUCUCGAGUUACACAUACUCUGUCGCCCUGUUCGAUGGGUGGAUACCUAGGGGGUACACUCGCGAAGCUCCACUGCCCUGGAAGGAACGUCCUUUCAAUGUGGACGACAUCGUCAUACUAACCGAUGCGGCAUGUUCGUCCACCUGUGCCCUGCUCGUUGAAAUGUUUACUGAAGCCGGUGUCCGUACUGUUACCGCUGGAGGGCGUCCUACCAAUGGUCCAAUUCAAGCUGUGGGAGGUAAUCGAGGUGCUGUGCUCUACUCUGCAGAUCAGAUCGACAGCCACAUUGUCAGACUAUCCAACCCGCGCUUCAAUGUCAACGACACAAUCCUUGCCACACUUCCACAAAUCACAGAGACUGGGUAUCGCGACUCGGGGGUACUCACCUCCAUCCUUGCCAUCAAUCUUCGCGACCAAGUCCGACCCAACGACGACGUUCCCUUACAAUUCAAGUACGAUGCUGCCGACUGUCGCGUCUUCUACACCCUAGCCAACGUAUAUAACAUGUCCCGCCUAUGGCGCGACACAGUCACAGCCGCAUUCGACGACCCGUCUUUGUGUGUAGAAGACUCAACGGGCUACUCCAACUCCAGCUCCAACUUCACGAAAUCUGCGCCUGAACCCGCUCUCGUGGAGUCAUACAACGUGCACCUAGAUCUCAACGAGCCUGACUCCGUUCUCAUUGCAAACGAUCUCGAUCUCUCCGGCGGCCCCCAAGACUCCGAAAGCCGCGCCUUUAGCUACACUAUUGACAACUGUAGUCCAAACGGCGGGUGCGGCAGAUUCGUCAACAAGCAAUGCGAAGCCGUCUGGCUGCACGACUGCAGAUACCUAGCAGGCGAACUAUACAAGACGCAGCGAUGCGUGCCGUACACGGGCAAGAAAAGUAACUGCCCCCCGGGGACUACAUGGCAGCCGGAGAAUAUCCAUACAUGGGACUCGAGACUCAAUACUGCGAAGCCCGCGGCUAAUGGGAAGUCUGCAGGAACGAGUAGUGGUGCGGGAACGACAACUGGGGCGUGUCAGCCAAAUGGGAAUAAUCGCGAUCUUUGCGAAACUUUCUGUGUGACGGGGAGAGAGAAGGCUUGCUUUAAUUAGCUAGACACACAAUACCGCUGAUGAUGCGCUGCAUUGACCCUCGAACGGGCUCGUACAUGAUUUUACUAAUUACAGCUGAGCAUUGUGAUAGUGUGUCCUCUUCUGGGGUAAGUUAUCUUGUAGAUCAAACUCUAGCUCUGGGAUGAGGUCACUUUGGAGUGUAGGAGUUUGGUAGGCAAAGAUAACUUAUUUAGUACUGAACAAACCUAUGAAUCUCUUUG